AUGGACCGCAUGGAGCGCUACAUCCUCUACAUGGUCAACUACGAGGGUCACGACUCCUGCGACCACCGGCAAAACGGCUUCAAGCGCUGGGAGUGCAACCGGCCCGACUCGCCCAAUGGGCCGCUGAAGUUCUCCGAAAAGUUCCAGCUCUUCACCCCGUUCUCCUUGGGGUUCGAAUUCCGGCCUGGGCACGAAUAUUAUUAUAUAUCGGCCACCCCACCAAACCCAGUCGAUAAGCCCUGCUUAAAGUUGAAGGUUUACGUCCGGCCGACAAAUGACUCCCUCUACGAAUCCCCAGAGCCCAUAUUCACCAGCAAUAAUUCCUGUUGUAGUUUCACCGUCCCCGACGCCUUCUUCGUGGUGGCUCCCGUUUUUUGGACGAUUCUCACCUCCUAGCCCGAGCUUGGAAGGGAAACCCCGAGUCUCUUUUUUUGGGCGGCGAGAACAAAAUAUUUGGGGAACACGAAAAUAAGAGAGAGCGCAAAACGGGAACGUCGGUGUGUUUCCCGAUGGAUCGGCUAAAAGCGGGAAACAACUUUGUCUGGAUUUCUGGGUUGGGGAAAACUGGGUUUUGUGACAGUUAAUUUUGGACGGGUUGCGGUCUCGACAGAAACGCAGUUCAACGGAAAGGCGGAAACGCCGUUGCGUGGAUUCCCAUUUCCUUCCCGACUUUUGCUUUCUGCAAGAAAUUACGAAGAGGAUUUUUUGUGAAAACCGUGUCAAGGGAGCUGAGCUGGUUCCAUGCCUCCCAAACUUUCAACUUUGGAUUUGGAUCCGUUUCUUCGCGCUCCGCUUCUUACCCCGAAAGCGGGUUUUUACUUCUGAAUUCUAGACCAAAUAGAGUUCUCGUUUUUGUCCUCCGUGGUUUCCUCUGCCGCCCCUAUCUAACCUUUUUUUUUGGUGUCCUAUAUUCCGUAUUUCUCUCCUGCAAUCGGGACACCACCCUGAGGAAGACAAAAAAAAAAUGGAGAUAUUCUCUCCAACGUGGUGCUUAAUUUGGAAUCCUUUGUGUGUCUUUGUCUUUACUUUUAAUAAUAACACUUUUUGUGCCACGACCGACUUAAUAUUUCCCGGUGAACGAAACCAACCACUGGUCAGAUCAGCGAGGCGGACGCUUCGGAAAAGCCUUGCCGAGGACUACAAGACUGGCCCGGCUUGGUCGGUUGGUUCGGCAAAAGUGAUCAAUGAACGUAUCAAUGUAUUGGGAUCGUUUCGUCCAUUUCUAAGAAUCUUCCGCUGCUUCAGAAGGACUGUAAUGAACAGUUUCUUCAUCCUGAGAGAUGGGAACCUUCUGAACUUAUUCUUUUCCUAAAGAGUUUGGGAUGGGGAGGGAGGGAGAAUCAAGCACAAUACAAUCACUGCAAUGGACGUAACAAGGUGCACAACCAACCAAUGGGUGCACAAAGUUUAUUUGCAGCCAACAAACCCUCAGCUUCCCAAAGUUCGAGUUGGACAGUACACAUUUCUGGUGUAAAAAAAAAAAAAGAUUCCCAUGUGGUUUUAGACGAGCUCUGCAUUGUUUCAGGGAACGAUUUGGGGAUGGCUCUUAUCACUGCCAGCACCACGUUUUUGCUUCUUUGAUCCCAAGGCAACAGUGGCAGGAGAAGGAAGGGAUUUGGCUUCAUGGGGAGCAAGUUCGAUGGGGGCCCUAGUCAUAAUUCCUGGAAUUGUUGUCGAAGGCUUUCAUAGGUUGCUGUGAUUUUUCUGGGCUAUCUGGACACAUUCCAGAAGCAUUCUCUCCUGACGUUUCACCCACAUCGAUGAGGUUGUGAGGUCUGUUGGAAACUAGGCAAGUGGGGUUUAUAUAUCUGUGGAAUGGUGUCCAGGCUGGGAGAAAGAACUCUUGUCUGUUGGAGCAUUAGGAUGUGUUACCAUCCUGGUGGGAGGCUUUGCUCAUGUCCCCGCAUGGGAAGCUAGGGCUGUCAGGUGGGAGCUCACCCCAUCUCGCAGAUUCGAACCAGCAGCCUUUGGGUCAGCAACCCAACCUUCAGGUCAGCAAUUUAGCCGGCACAAGGGAUUAACCUUGUGGUUCCCAAACUUAUUUGGUCCCCUGCCCCCUGGAAAGGGGGCGUGGCUUAGAGGGGUGGGCGUGGCUACUGCUCAAGAGGGCAGGGUUGAGCCUCUCCCCUAGUCCAAGAUGCAGGGCUAGGAGGGGGAGCUGGGCGGGGCCACAAAUGGGCAGCCAGGACUGGGAUGGGCGGAGUUACGAGCUCUGAGAUAGGGCUGAGCUUCUAUCCCUGUCCUGCGGAGCCUGCCAGGAUGCAGGGGGCGGGGUUAGUGGAGGGGGCGGGGCCUCUUCCCAAGUGCCUGACGGGGCUGAAGCUCUAUACCCCACCCUGUGUUCUAACAAGUGCCUCAGCGGAGGUAUAGCCCCACCCUUUAGUCCUAAAAGGCCUCUCAGGAGAAACAUAGAGGCUCAGCCCUAUCUCAGGCUCUUGGAAAGAGGCCCCGCCCCCUUCCCUAGCUCCGCCCUCUAUGUCCCAACAAGCGCCUCAGGAGAGGUAUAGAUUCUCAGCCCUGUCUCGGGCUCUUGGGAAGAAGCCCCGCCCCUCCCCUGGCCCUGCCCAUGUCCUAAUAGGUGCCAUCACUGUCCCCCUGAAAAGGAACAAAUCAUGAGCCACAAAAAAUAUUCAGGGUUGUGAUUCCACUCUUAACUGCUGUGGUUGCAUCCUAUGGGAUCCUGGGAGUUGUAAGCUGGAGAGGCACCAAGGAGAGUAGUGGUCCUCAACCUGUGGGUCCCCAGAUGUUUUGGCCUUCAACUCCCAGAAAUCCUAAUAACUGGACCAUGUAGAGCAGUGGUUCUCAACCUGUGGGUCCCCAGGUGUUUUGGCCUUCAACUCCCAGAAAUCCUAAUAACUGGACCAUGUAGAGCAGUGGUUCUCAACCUGUGGGUCCCCAGGUGUUUUGGCCUUCAACUCCCAGAAAUCCUAAUAACUGGACCAUGUAGAGCAGUGGUUCUCAACCUGUGGGUCUCCAGAUGUUUUGGCCUUCAACUUCCAGAAAUCCUAACAGCUGCACCGAGUAGACCUGUGGGUCCCCAGAUGUUUUGGCCUUCAACUCCCAGAAAUCCUAACAACUGGACCGAGUAGAGCAGUGGUUCUCAUCCUGUGGGUCCCCAGGUGUUUGGCCUUCAACUCCUAGAAAUCCUAACAACUUGACCAAGUAGAGUAGUGGUUCUCAACCUGUGGGUCCCCAGAUGUUUUGGCCUUCAACUUCCAGAAAUCCUAACAACUGGACCGAGUAGAGCAGUGGUUCUCAAGCUAUGGGUCCCCAGAUGUUUUGGCCUUCAACUCCUAGAAAUCCAAAACAUCUGGGGGACCCACAGGUUGAGAACCACUGGAGUAGAGCUUUCCAGUUGAGGAUUCAAAUACUACCACGUUUUGGCAUUCCAUAAGAUGGAACCAUAGCAGUUGAAGUGGAAUCGUUGUGGUAUUGUAAAUGUAUAGUGCAGAAGGGCCCAAGUGAGAGUUGGCUGCCCGUUGAUGGAUGUUUGAAGACUAGGUCAUUGUCAUCUCAGUGGUCUUUCUAGCACUCCUCGGCCGUACCAAAGUGCAUUCCAGCUUUUCAGGGAAAUUCACAAAAACUCUUCUCCCCAAACUCGCCACCCGAAACAACCUUCCGACACUGUCCGCAGACCCACAAAAAAGGGCGAAAAAAGCAAAAACUCCUCCGCAACGCACAACCCUCGCUUGGGACUCGCUCUGAACCGUUUGUUAGAUUUCUGUACAUAGUGCCAGCAGGCAUCAUACUGUGACUAUGAAUUAUUAUUAUUAUUAUUAUUAUUAUUAUUAUUAUUAUUAUUAUUUUUAAUGGAUUCGCCGCGGGGAAAACACGAAUGGUGUUGAUGGACAGGUUU
Molecule: messenger RNA, 3856 nt
Organism: Anolis carolinensis (green anole)
Lineage: Eukaryota; Metazoa; Chordata; Lepidosauria; Squamata; Anolidae
Gene: efna2
Product: ephrin A2
Exons: 3
Coding region: 1-396 (131 amino acids)
Biological process (GO): osteoclast differentiation; bone remodeling; ephrin receptor signaling pathway
Cellular component (GO): plasma membrane
Molecular function (GO): ephrin receptor binding
Source: RefSeq, a predicted model, not a curated record